This is a messenger RNA of Vigna umbellata (rice bean), 3845 nucleotides long. RefSeq names its product phosphatidylinositol 4-phosphate 5-kinase 1-like. The record is from RefSeq and is a predicted model, not a curated record. Gene Ontology annotation, cellular component: plasma membrane. Lineage: Eukaryota; Viridiplantae; Streptophyta; Magnoliopsida; Fabales; Fabaceae. Gene Ontology annotation, biological process: phosphatidylinositol phosphate biosynthetic process. Gene Ontology annotation, molecular function: 1-phosphatidylinositol-4-phosphate 5-kinase activity; ATP binding.
CUGUUUGGGUUGAAAAUUGAAACGCGAUUUUUUCGUAAUUCCAUCUCGCCUUACAAACACAACACCGCACUAAUGGCGAUACAUAUGAUAUGAUUCAUGUGUUACACACUCUCUCUCUCUCCAUCUCGUAUGUUUCAUUACAACUACUACAACUACAUAAAACUUUACGUAUAAUAAUAUUGACACUACGAUAGGGAGACGUAGGUAACGUCGGUGACGGAGGAACAGUGAUAAAAAAACAUGGUUAGUACGACAUUGACGUACAUGCUGGAAAGAAAAAACAAACCGUAAAAAGCAAAACAAAGCAUUGCAGCAGCAAUGGUUGAAAAAACCAAGCCAAGGCACCAAAGCGAACCAAAACCAAAACCUCUUAACUUCGUGUCAUAAUUUCUCUCGUUCUUUUUCAGUUUCCUAGGAUAUGCUGCCACCGUUGGUUAACUCUGCGGCUGCUCUCCGCCGGCGGUGAGAGACCAUGCAAGAGACGCUUCUCACUCUCCCUCUCUCUCACCACCAAGACAUCCACAUUCGGGCCAAGAAGAAAAAGCCGCAGCAGCCGGGAAGCGGACAUAGCAGCAGCAACAGCAGUAGCAGCGGCGGCCACUCCACCACUCGCGUGUCGCGGCGCGUGAGUCCUGUCGGGGAGAAGUCUCUGCCCAACGGAGACAUCUACAGCGGCACUCUGUCGGGGAACGCGCCGCACGGCACCGGGAAGUACCUCUGGUCCGAUGGGUGCAUGUACGAGGGGGAGUGGCGAAAGGGGAAAGCUUGUGGCAAGGGGAGGUUCUCGUGGCCCUCCGGCGCCACCUACGAGGGGGAAUUCAAGUCGGGUCGGAUAGACGGGUUCGGAUCCUUCAUCGGCGUCGACGGCGACAUGUACAGAGGGUCCUGGAUGGCCGAUAGAAAGCACGGGUUCGGCGAGAAACGAUACGCUAAUGGGGAUGUGUAUGAAGGUUGGUGGAGGUGCAACUUGCAGGAGGGGGAGGGGAGGUACACAUGGCGGAACGGCAACGAGUACGUGGGGGAGUGGAGGGGUGGUGUGAUUUCGGGGAAGGGUGUUCUGGUGUGGGCGAAUGGGAACCGUUACGAGGGGUUUUGGGAGAAUGGUGUGCCUGUGGGGAAGGGUGUUUUCACGUGGUGUGAUGGGAGCACGUGCGCGGGGAACUGGGGGAAGGAGUUUAUGGAAGAGGCACGUGAGGAGAAGAUGAAGAGGAGUUCUGUGGAUGGGUGUAGGAGUGUGAGCUUUCCCAGGAUUUGUAUUUGGGAGUUGGAUGGAGAAGCUGGGGACAUCACCUGUGACAUUGUUCACAAUGCUGAGGCUUCUCUGUUCUACAGGGAUGGCACUACUGCCAGUGAGUCUGAGAACGGUGGAGAUGAUAUUAUUAUCAAUAAUAAUAAUGGGUGUGGGGUUUUGCAGAAGAGUCCUUGUUGGUCUCUUGAUGGUUCUGGUGGUGAGGUUAAGAAGCCUGGUCAAACUGUGUCCAGAGGGCACAAGAAUUAUGAUCUCAUCCUUAAUCUUCAACUGGGUAUCAGAUACACUGUUGCCAAGCAUGCUUCUAUAGUGAGAGAGCUUAGACCAGGGGAUUUUGAUCCCAAGGAGAAGUUCUGGACGAGGUUCCCACCUGAAGGGUCUAGGUUUACGCCCCAGCAUCAUUCAGUGGACUUCAGGUGGAAAGACUACUGCCCCAUGGUGUUCAGACAUCUAAGGGAAUUAUUUGCCAUAGAUCCUGCGGAUUACGUGCUUGCUAUUUGCGGAAGUGACUCACUUAGGGAGAUGUCUUCUCCGGGAAAAAGUGGAAGCAUCUUUUAUCUCACUCAAGACGACCGCUUCAUAAUUAAGACUGUCAAGAAGUCUGAAGUCAAGGUGCUCAUUAGGAUGCUUCCAAGCUACUACCAACAUGUUUGUCAGUACAAAAAUUCCUUGGUGACUGCAUUCCUGGGCGUGCAUUGUGUCAAACCUGUUGGAGGUCAAAAGACCCGGUUUAUUGUAAUGGGCAAUGUGUUUUGCUCCGAGUACCGGAUCCACAAGAGAUUUGACCUCAAAGGUUCUUCUCAUGGUCGAACAACGGAUAAGCCAAGGGAGGAGAUUGAUGAGACUACCACUCUCAAAGACCUUGAUCUUAAUUUUGUCUUUCGCCUGGAACAGUCUUGGUUUCAAGAGCUUAUACGGCAAGUCGAUAGAGACUGUGAGUUCUUGGAAGCAGAGGGAAUCAUGGAUUACAGUCUUCUAAUUGGCCUGCAUUUUCGUGAUGAUUGCUCGGUUGAUGAAAUGAAAAGUUCACCACGCAAUUCAUAUUCGGGCAAGAGAGACAUGCUUGACGAUGAAAUGCUCACAUGCCGGGGACCUCUGAUCCGGCUGGGAAUGAACAUGCCUGCCAGAGCCGAGAGUGUGUGUAAGGGUGGAUUGGAUCAGGCAGCGGGUAGUGGAAGUGGCAAUUCAUGUUGUAUCCCUUCAGAGAGUAACAACAACAACAGGCAGAUAUCUGAUGUAAUCCUCUACUUUGGUAUCAUUGACAUUCUCCAAGACUAUGAUAUAAGCAAAAAGAUAGAACAUGCAUACAAGUCGUUACAAGUGGACUCCACCUCUAUCUCAGCUGUUGAUCCCAAGCUGUACUCCAAAAGGUUCAGGGAUUUCAUACACAGAAUCUUUGUGGAGGAUAAAUGAGCAAUGAUGUUCUUGGAGGCAAAGGAUCUGGCUUGCUAAGAUGACAUUCCAUGCACAAGGGAAUGCUUAAUUUUCCAUAGAUGGACUGGAAUUCAUUAUGGUUGUUGAUGGCUAAAUUUUUCUCAUAGCCAUUGCAAAGAUAAUGGUUGAAAAUUGAAAGGGACGGGGGGAGAGGACUUUGGACAGGAAUGACACUUAUUUUUCACUUUUGUUGGGAAGGGAGAGAGAGAUUGUCACAGUAGCUUGUACAGGGCAUGUGAUAAGAGUUCUUUAUUUGGAUUGCUUUUGUUAUGGAUGUAGACAUUGUGGGGUGUGGAGAGAGAUUGAAAUUGAGGCGGAGGGGGGGUUAAUAACUGUACAGACAGUCAAAAGAUUGAUAAUAGAAUUGAAUUGAACAUAGAUUUUUGGUUGGAGGACCGAAAAAGAGAUGGUAUACCUGUUGAGCAAGAAAGAAAAGUUCCCAGAGGGACCCCCCUUGGUGGCCCUCACUCUCUCUCUUUCUGUCUCUGUGAUGUGCGUUCAAACGGGUUUUUUUAAAACUUUUUUCAGUAGUAAUAUGCAUAAAAAGAAGAGAAAAGCAGAAGAGAGAAAGGAAGAGGUGGGUGUUUCGUUGGUUGUUGAUGGAUGUCCCUUGCAAAAACGAAGUUUGAAAAAGCAGAAUAACAAUAAUACAGUGUUAUGGUAAUGUCCCUUUUACUUGUUUUGAACAAUACACAGAGAAGGAUGGAAAGAAGACGACAAAACAAUCACGUCAAUGUGGACCCUUUGUGGCAUCUGAUAGGUAUUUAUGCAUGUUAUGCCUCAGCAUUUUAAUAAUGAGAAAAAUGAUGGAACUUGGCAGAGAAGUCUCCGCUUCACUCAAUCACUGACCCCACAAAGACCAAAAAAAUAGCGAUUUUGAUAUGUAUCUCAUGUGGUCAAAUCAGAGCGAGGAAGAGAGAAUAGUGGAUUUUGUGUUGGCAUUGAGAUCCUAAUGCUGCAGCUGCUGCUUCUGCUGCUGCUAUGAUUUGGCAGUUUUUGAGCGUGACCAUGUCCUUUGUCCGACACCACUGCUAGUGAAACAUCCUUGUAAUUGUAGAAUAGUCAUUAUACUCAAUCUGCCACUGUCUAUUGCCUACCUGGUAUCUCUUGUUCGUUUCCUAUUUCUUCUCAAAACACUCACAAAUUCAUCAUUUUUCAUUCA